This is a messenger RNA of Nematostella vectensis (starlet sea anemone), 6883 nucleotides long. Its product is annotated as nuclear mitotic apparatus protein 1. Bases 270 to 5453 code for a protein of 1727 amino acids. The transcript has 17 exons. Lineage: Eukaryota; Metazoa; Cnidaria; Anthozoa; Actiniaria; Edwardsiidae. Gene Ontology annotation, cellular component: centrosome; cytoplasm. Gene Ontology annotation, molecular function: dynein light intermediate chain binding; microtubule binding. Gene Ontology annotation, biological process: cytoskeleton-dependent intracellular transport; cytoplasmic microtubule organization. The record is from RefSeq and is a predicted model, not a curated record.
GAAAUAACCGCCAACUUCAAAAUAUUCUGGAAACGGAAAAGUGUUUGAAACAAUCCGGGUUUCUUUUUUGUUCGACUAUUUCUCCUUUUCCCUCGUAAUUCUUUUGUUUAGUUAUUUCAACAUAUGUGAGAUUGGUGUGAAAUGAUGGUAAACUAGUUGGUGACACAUGUAAAAGUUCGUUGCUUAAUUUCGCGUGGGUACAAGAAAUAACGGGGUUUGUUGAUCAAAACAUUUCAUGCUACGAAUAAUCGAAGCGAUCUCAAGAAGACAUGAACAACGAGAGGGUGACAGCCCUUUUGGAAUGGAUAAAUUCGGUCUCUGGAGUGAAUGUCUUGUUCAUCAGGGAUUUCAGUACAGUAGAGAAUGUUAAAUUACUAGUCAAGACUAUUCAUCUGAUCGACAAGGACAGCGAUGAAGUUCUCCCCGGGUAUGAUGAUGCCACUGUUGAGGGUCUUGUAGGCUUUAUUAUAUCAUCCCUUGAAGGGAUUUAUAGGCAGAAGCUGGAUGGCAUAGUAAUUAAUCCAAACCUUAUAACUGUUGAUGCCGAUGAGGUUGAAAUUGGAAAGGUCAUUGCAUUGAUGCUCAGUGCAGCAGUUCAGUGUGAGAAUGCCAACUACUUUGUCAAAAAGAUACAGUCAUUUGAGGAGUCUGUUCAGUAUCAAAUCAAAGAAAUCAUAGAAACCCUGCUACAACAAGUUGAACAUGGUGGCCUGGAUGCUUCUGCUAUCACAAAACUGCUGAAGCACACCACGGGUAAGAACAAAGAGAAACAGGAACUCCCAGCGGGCACUGAUUGUGUGGAAUCUCCUCUUCCUGGGAAGUCACCAACAGAGACACUGUUCAGCAGUUCACCGUUCCUCUCCCUCAUGUCCUCGCCACAGCUCAAAACCAAACAACACCAGUUCACAAUGAACAAACUGCACCAGAAGGUGAGCAAGUUGCAGCUAUCUCUAGACGCUCAGAUGCAUAUGCAAGCAACUCUUGAAGAAGAGCUUGCAGAUAAAUGCAAAGAAAUUGAUGUGAAAGAUACCAAAAUGAAAGAGCUGAAUAAGGACGUUGUGCACUUGAAGAUGGUAAUAGACGAACUGGAGUCUACUCAGCAUUACAAGGCUGACUAUGAGAAAUUAGAACGAGAAAGUGAAAGAAUGAAGCAGCGUGUGGCUGAGCUGGAAGCUUUUAGAGAACAAAGCUGUAAUCUAGAUGAGAGGAUGGCAGACUUUUUGGAGAAGAAGGCCAUGUUUAAAAAAUCUGUCGAGGACAUGGAGCAGCUAAAAACUAAAUGUGAGCGCUAUAAAAGCCAACUACACGAACACGAAUUCAAGGCGAGUGAGCUAAAGGCAGCGCUUGAACGAAGAGUCAAAGACGUUGAAAGACUGGAGAAAGAGAGAGACGAGGCACUUUUCGCAGCCUCUGAGGCAAUGGAACUGUGGAAAGCAAGAAAGAGUGUAGAAAUUCCAGACGAGGAGGAACGUUUAGAUGGUGAUGGCAGUCCUGUCGACACACAGCACACUAACCUGGACUCACGAAUCAUUGAGCUCGAGUUUACGAACGAAAAGCUGCGAGCUCAACUUGCGUCUGCGAUAGAUCCUAGCGAGGUCCAGCGGUUGAAUGAUGCCCUGGAGGAUGCUGAGCAGUCGAAACGAUCCUAUGAGGCGAGCUAUGUUGAGGCCAAAUGUAAAAUCCUAGAGCUGGAAGAUAGUGUCUGCAAGACGGAGACGCAGUUUAAAGUCAGAGAAAAGGAACUAAAUUCUCGAUUGGAGGAAUUGACCAAAAACGUGGAGCUGAGCCAAGAGAAGCUCACGCACAACCGCAAAGAACUAUCGCGACUGCAAUCCGAGCUAUCCCUGGCACGCGGUGAGGUCGAGGCACAUGCCAUCGCCUCGGAAAAACAGCGAGCCACAGCGAGUAAAGCGCUUGAUGAGCUACUGGAUGAGCGCAAGGCCGCGGAGCAAGCAGCGUGUACGAGGUACAACGAGCUGCGCCGGGAGAUGGAGAGCAAGGAGAGGCGUGCGGAAGAAAAGGUGGAGGAGAUUCGCCGGGACUGCGAUCACAAAAUAAGACACGUGACCGAGGAACUUCAUGGUAUCCUGGAGACUCAAAGGCAAGAGAUGCGACAGAAGAGGGAUGAAUUCUCCACACGUGAGGACGAGCUCAAAGCUGCUGUGGAGCGAGUUACCGAGGAACGAGACGCUGUCAAAAAUGCGUACGAGGAAAUGGUUGGCGACCUCAAGACUGAACUCGAGAAUGAAGUGAAAUCGCGAGUAUUGCUUGAAGAGUCCCUUCAACAAGCUUCCACAUCAUGGGAAAGUGCUGAGGCAGCAUUGACCGAAGCCAAAGCUAUUCUAGAGAAAGAACUAGUUUCAUUGAAAGAGAGCCAAGCUCUUUUAAACGAGGACAACGCUAGCCUGAACAAAGAGCUCGUUGCGAUGUGCGAAAAGGAAAAGUAUAUUAUCAGUGUGAACAAGGAGCUCGAGGCGCAGAUAUCAAACCUGAAGAUGCGCGAAGAAGAGGAAAAAAGAGAGGCAAGCCGGCAAAUUGCUGAUCUUGAGGAGAAAUUAGCAGGGAUGGUGCAGGAGAUAGGAAGACUUGAAAGCAACAUCAAAGGCUGGGAGGAAGAGGCGAACGUUUGGGUUGAAGAGAAGGCCCAGAUUGGCAAAGAAGUAGCAUGUCUAAAAGAUGCAUUUUCCACGGAGAUGCAAACAGAAAAACAGUCCCUUGAGGCAAAACAUUCGAGAGACAUAGAAGGCAUGACCAAAAUCAACGAGGAACUAAAAGCCAAGCUGUGCAGCCAAAAACAAAGCCUGGAUGAGGUCACACAAAACUAUGGCCGCCUUCAGCGAGAGAUGUGUGCGACGGAAGACAAGCUGCUUCAAAUCACCAGAGAGCGCAACAAGAUUGAAGAGCAGCUUCUUGCGGAGCAACAGGGGGGCGAAGAGCGCGCCGCGCGGCAGGCAGAAGAGAUGGACCACAUCAAAGCAGACCAUGCAAAGGCCAUGCAGGAAGCGACGGAUUUACUCAAUAGGGAGAGAGACGCGUUCAAAGCACAGAGUUUGGAACUGGAGAGAGCUUGUCAAGGACUUAAGGUUGCAGGGGAUGAGAUCGAAGGUUUUAAAAGAUCUCAAAAUGAGACGCAAGAACUCCUGAUUCAUGAAAAACACAGAGCCAAGCAGAUGGAAGAGGAACUCGAACAACUUAGGCAAGAUUUCAGUACCAAGCAGAAAAACCUCUACGAAGAUACGACAAAGAAGCAGACUCAAGUACGGCAAGAAUACGAAAUGGAAAGAGCCGCUUGGAAAAAGAAGCUCGAAACGGCAAACGAAGAGCUUGUCAAAUUGAGAGGUGAAAUGUUUGAGAACUCUCAAAAGCACUCUGCAGAACUGAUCUGUCUUCGUCGCCAAACGCAGGAGAAAGAGGAUGAGAUGGAAGGAGAGAAAAAGAAUAUGCAAGAGCAUACUCGACAGACCCAGGAAAAAUUGCAAACUUCCGAAACAAUUAUAAAAGGCCUUAGAGCCGAUAUCAAGCAGUUAGAGAUUGUGAAGAAGACGCUUGAAGUGGAGAAGGGGCAGCUGAAGUCAAUCUGCGAGGACUUUGCCAAGAAGGAGAAGGACAGGUUAUUGGAAGUCGAAAAAAUGACGAAAGAUCACGAAGAAAAGAUUGCGAAAAUAAAAAAUGAGAAUCAGAGGGCUUUAGCCUUGAAGGAUGAAGACGCACAGAAGUUGAUGAAGGAGACGGAGGAACUAAAGGCAAAAAUGGAAGAUGAACAUCAGAAGGCUUUAGGUUUGAAGGACGAAGACAUACAGAAGUUGAUGAAGGAAACGGAUGAACUAAAGGCAAAAAUGGAAGAUGAGCAUCAGAAGGCUUUAGGUUUGAAGGAUGAAGACGCACAGAGGUUGAUAAAGGAGACGGAGGAACUUAAGGCAAAGAUGGCCGAAAUCGAGGAGGCAAGAAAAGGAGAAGUAGCAAUGGCUGAGGAGGAAAGACGACAAAAAGCGGAAGAACAGAAAAAAUCGAUGGACGCAGAGAUACAUGAGUUGAAGCGCAAGCUGGAACAAAGUGAGGAAUCACUUAAAGAGUCAGACGCCAAGUUCACUAAAACGAACGACGAACUUGACAAAGUUAAAAAGGCAUUGGAAACAACGCAAGAAAGUUGGAAGGAGAAAGAAACUGAAAUGGCUGCAAAGCUUGCGCAGUCUGAGCAGCUUUGUGAGGACAUGAAAGACGACCAGGAAUUGCUUGAGAGACUGCAGGACGAGAUCGCGAAAAUGGAAGAGCAAGUAAACGUACUAAACGAAGAGAAGGGUCUCCUGGAAGAGCAACUAGAGGAAGAACAAGACACGAACAAGAGACUAGGCAUGCAGGUGAACUCGCUUGAAGCACAGGUCAAGCACGCCGACAUGACGAUAAGAGAACAGAAAGCCAAAAUGCAAAGCUUUGAAAAUCAGUCAGAGAAGGUCAAGAAAACUAGAAAAAUGUUGAUUGAAGUCGAGAAAGUACUUCCAGUGCAGGAAGCUCAAGAACUUCUCGACGAAAGUACGACUGAAUCAGAUGACUCCGAAAUGCGCGUUGAUGACCUAAAGCUUACUCGACAAGGCAGUUCCGUCUCGUUCGCUUCCGUAAACGGCACAGACUUCGGAAAAUCCCUUAGCUCUACCAGCAGUAUAUCGCGGACGAGUCUGCGCAGUACAGUACGUCCGUCUGCGAGUCGUCGCCAGAGUGCCAUGUAUGUUAAAGGCAGCACGCCACCGACGAGACGGACGACCUCGAGCGCCGCAUUCUUCAUCGUCGGGGACGAGUUUGCUAAUAACAUGGAGCAAGAGUCGGAAUACGAGUUCGACUGGGAUCGUCUGGCAGAGCUUGAACGAAGAAACACUAUCUGUCCACCUCAUCUCAAGACUUCGUACCCCGUGGAGACCCAGACUCGGCCCUCAGAAGGGAACGGGCUUCAUGCCGCACGAUCGGAAACUGCACUGACUCGCAAACGUAAGCCGGAAGAUACCCUGACUUCGAGUGUUAAGGAGCGCAAAGACAUGACAACCUCCAAAUCAGAAGGACAAAUCAAGCGAAGUCGAUCUAAGCGUAUCACCGAUAUGGUAUCCUCAAAGAUAAACUCCCUGAGACCGUCCAAGUCUAACGAAAAUAUCAAAGAAAAGCAGAAAAGCGGGAACAGCUUGGCUUUUGAAAUCACUCCCCCGAAAAAGCGAAAAGCGGAACCGAAGGCUGCAAGUGAUACAACACCCCGCCGAGAGUCUACAAAGAAGGAGACUGUCGCGUUUACCAUUGAGAAUUCCCCACCAAAGAAAUGCAAAGUGCAGCGAACACGUACAAUCAACAGAUCCACAGCUACAACACAGCUUGUCCGGGACAAGGACAGAGAGACAUUUAAACGUGAGAAGAAGCUCGAGACAAAAAACCGCAUUCCCUUGCGGUCAUCAAACAGGAAAAUCGCAAAGUAGGUCGAUUGGGGCGAGAAUUAAUGCGGUUUUAAUUAUUCUGCGUACUCGCGUCAUUAAUUUUCAACUGCUCAACCGCUUUCUGGUUUCUCAAAAUAACGAACUUACAUUUGGUGAUUUUUGAUUGGUUAACGCCUUUCGGAGAGAUGGCGGAGUGCUGGCCAAUAAAAACGCUUCAAACAUUUUGAAUGACGGAAGCCAGAAUACGAUUUAGGUGUUGGAAAUCGUCGGGGCAAAAUAUCGAAAAGAGCUUUACUGACACUGUCAGUCGUUACAUAUAGGACUUAAGAGUCGCACAAUAACUUUAGAAGUCACUUUGUCACUUUGGAAAGUCUUGCCAACGAUUCCCAACUUCUUAACACAUGCAAUAGAAUUAAUGAAAGACCACGGUGUAGCUUAUGGAUUGGAAACGGCCAUGUUUUUUACCCUUAAGGAGGGGGGGGGGGGUAAGGGGAUGCGAAAAACGAACAGAAAAACGCCAAAACCCACAAAACCGUCAAAAUAAGUCAAUAAGUCGUAAAUCGCGCAGUCCAGAUAAACCGUAAUACCGUGGAAUAAAAUACAAAAAAAACCGCGCCAGAUUCACAAGGCAAAACCGCAUCACCGCAAACCCUUACGGCCCCCUUAAGAAUACUCAAAACACACACAGGUAGGAAAGUUUGUCUCGCAAAAUUAAAUUUCUAAAAAGGCUAUAUUAGAUAAGAUGUAAAAAGCAGGGCGAUAUGGCGGUUACGCUAUCGGUGUACACCAUAAAAUGCUUGAUAAUUAUAAUGUGUUGCGUAAUGUAUAGUUUAGACUCCUUAGGACAGGAGCUAUAGUAACCUUCAACAUCAUUUUGUGCUUUUUGCACAUACCUCAUACAAGUCGAAUGACUUUACGACCAAACAUCUUCAUUCAUGGGCCAAGGGCUGUCUUCGGUAUUUGGAACACGUGUGCAUACCCUGCUAGCAGAGCCUUCUCCUGUAUCUCUCGCUUAGCAGUUUACUUGACGAUUCGCGUCUCUGGGUUUUCGCGUUGUCGCGACAGACGAAACCGCGAACACUAGCAACAACACAUAAAUAGAGAGAAAACAAGAAAAAGGGCCUCUGCUAGCAGGGUAACGUGUGUACAGAAACCAUAGUAAAGAAAAGUCAAUUGUAGACGAAAGAGACAAUUGCGCAAAUGAAUAUACAGCAUUUUUUCAAAGAACGUUGUAAGUCCGAGUUGCAGUUUUAGAGACCAGACGCGGCUUUUAUGCUAGGUAUUAAUUUUAAGAAUAAAAAUACUAAAUAUGGCAUUUUUCUCGUUAUUUGAGCUAUGUUUAUAAAUGCGCAAAUCCAUUGUAUGCAUCAUCUCUCGAGUCGUCAUGGUUCGUCACGACAUGAGUGAUGUUUGUGGCUCGAAUGGUGCUGUGUACUGUACAAAUGAUAAACUUGAUUUUUUGUUUUCGUUAA